AGCCGUUGUGCCUCAAGCCGUGUCUCAAGAGGUUGUUGGAGUUACAAGAGCCUUCGAUAGCCAUGGCGCCGCUUGCUUCCUGCACGCUCGCACUGUCCGCAUCCGCCAUUGCCGCGGGGACAUUCGCUCCCACGUACCCGCCACUACCCGUGCGCCCGCAGCCGGUCUUCGAUCUUCCACAGGGUGUUUACAACAUCAGAAACGUGAAGAGCGGAAAGUAUUUGAAUGUGUUGGGAGGGUCUCUGGACGAAGGUGCAAACAUUCAGCUUUGGAAUAACCCUCAAUCGCCCCAUUCGCAGUGGCGAAUCAGUCACGUUUUUGAGUAUGGGCGUCUUAGCUUGCCAACGGAGACCGUUAUCCAAGGCCCUGUGAAUCAGCUCGGCAUCCCUGCAGUUUACCAUAUUAAGAAUGUUCACAGCGGAAAGAGUUUAACUGCCUUUGGCACCAACGACAUGGCCAACGUUGAGCAGUCAUCGGAUGCAUCGAUGCCAGGUCAAUGGAUGAUUCAAUUUGUAGGCGAUAGAGUUGUGGGCCUUCAGAAUGCGAAUAGUGCAAAAUGGCUCAAUGUGCAAGGAGGAGGCGUCACAGACGGUGCAAAUGUUUGCCAGUUUCACAGCAAUUUGCAGAACGACUCUUGGUGGGUGCUCGAGAGUCCAACCUGCCUGCCAGAGGGCUCCGACUGCAGCGCGGAUGACAACCAGUGCUGCAUGGAUGGGAGCGACUUCAAGCAGAUGGCUUGCCACUAUGGCCACGACAGCGGGCCUUGGUGCUAUGAUUUAGGGAAGUGCUCGACAGGGAUGUGUGACUUCCAGACCUGUUGCGAUGGCUGGACGUGCGUGAAUCUCGGACCAGUCAACCAGUGCCAGAAGAAGAACAACACCGGUGUCAUCGCUGUCUGAGCCUCAGUUCUGCGUGCGACACAGAGGCAGGUCUGCAACUGCGCGCGCCAUCCGCCAGCAUUGCAGAGAAGCGGCGCGUCGGUGGCCACGAGGCGAGGGAUGCAGCGCGGCACCAUGCGGCCUGGAUGGAUCUGGAUCCACGCAGCGGGCCCCGAGGAGGGCAGCGGCCAUGCAGCGCGCUUUUUUGCAGUCUGAGUUCUGCAGGUCGGGACCGGCAGAGUGCCCGCGGCAGCGGGCCAGACCGAGUUCUUGAGCAUAUAUGCGCAAGCAGAUGCAGGCAUGAUGGGUUGCCUCCUCCUGCGCCAUGGGCGGCAGUACCCCCGAUCAGAUCAGACCGAUUCGGUUUGACUGCACAGGGACGCGGGGACCGAAGUACUGCGCAAGUAGCACUCCCCGUGCCCCUCCUGCUCCUCCCAGUCUGCCCGAGCCUUCCUUUGGCUUACGGUCAAUUCGGGCAUGUCCGUCUACAGGGGGA
Molecule: messenger RNA, 1374 nt
Organism: Prorocentrum cordatum
Lineage: Eukaryota; Dinophyceae; Prorocentrales; Prorocentraceae
Source: the annotation of a GenBank genome assembly